ACCUAGUGUGAGCUAGCCUUAAUUUCCAAUACAGUAUAUUUAAAACCAGUCAAGUGGCAGAUGUCAAACUUAUAAGUAGUAAUGAAACGUGUUUAUCCAAAUUUCAAAUAAUAGUGAAUUGAAUCGUUAUGAGCUCGUCAAAUACCAGAAAACGUUCUUCUCCAGAAUGUAGUUCAGGUUCUGGAGUAAAGCGUUCUAAAAUGUUGUGCCAAUAUGGAAAAGAUUGCUAUAGGCGAAAUGAAUCUCAUUUAUUGGAAUUUUCACAUCCGCAUUUGGAAAAAUUAUUGGAAGAACAAAAGGAUUCAAGUUCAAUUAAUAUUCCCACAAAUUUUAAAUCAUCAAUUGAUCUCACAAUUGUUAAAGAUCAAUUAGAAAUUUUAAGGAAAAAUAAUAAAUCUAAAACUGAGGAUGAUACGUCAAGCGACGAAAAAAAACUUAUUGAAAUAUAUAAAAAUAAGAAUAUGCAUGAAGAAUCAGAAACUGAGAAAACUGAAAUAAGUACUUCAUCCUCUACUGUGGUACAAGUAUCAAAAUCUUCAUCCCAAUCAACAUUAGCAUCUUCUUCGAGCUGUGAAAAUCCAACAAAACGUGCCCAAGCAAAAUAUGAUAUACAUGAUUAUUGUCCAGUUGUUGCACCUAAAGGACAAUUUGCAUCAAAAUUGGAAAAGGCGGCACCAUAUUACAUUUUUUAUACAACUAUUACUAGUUCUCCUCUAACACAUUUCGAACCAUUAUCUGUCACUUUUCAAGAAUUAUUAGAUGAAAGUCUUGGAAAAUUGUCUUCGUCCAUACAAAUUAAUUUUAUGGUCGAUAUUAUGUGGCUAAUGGCUCAAUAUGUUUUUGCAGGAUACAGAAAUAAACCAUUAACUAUUCUGUAUGGAAAUGAUGACGACGAUCUUCGUACAAUUAAUAAGAAAAUACCAACAAUUACUCCAGUUAAAAUUAAAAUGCAGGAUGCAUUUGGAACACAUCAUACAAAAAUGAUGAUGUUUCAUUAUGAAGAUGGCAGCAUGCGUGUAGUCGUUUCCACAGCUAAUUUAUAUGAAGACGAUUGGAACAAUCGAACACAAGGAUUAUGGAUAAGUCCUAGAUGUCCUCCAUUAGUGGAUUCUGAUGGCUGUAAUAGUGAUGAAGGUAAUGGUCCCACUGAUUUUAAAAAAGAAUUAUUAAAUUAUCUAAAUUCAUAUAAAUUACCAAUAUUACAAGAAUGGAUCGGUAGAGUUCGUCGAACAGAUUUUUCUCAUAUUAAUGUAUUUUUAGUAACGUCAGUACCAGGAACACAUAGAGCUCUUGACUAUGAAAAAUAUGGGCAUCCAAAACUUGCAUCUUUACUAUCAAAACAUUGUACAAUACCAUUAAAUUUAGGCUUUAGUCUGAGAGAAUGGUUUAUAAUAUGUCAAUGCUCUAGCAUAGGAUCUCUUGGAAAUAAUGCAGACGCUUGGUUUUGUGGCCAAAUACGCUCUAGUUUAAGUCGUACUAGUCAAAAGAUGUUAUCGGGUCCUCCAUCCAUUUCACUUGUUUAUCCAACUUUCAAUAAUGUUAAAAAAAGUCACGAUGACUUAAUGGGUGGAGGAUGUUUACCGUACACACGUGAGCAACAUAUGAAACAAACGUGGCUACAAAAUUAUUUAUGUCAAUGGAAAGCGGAAUCCAGACAUCGAAAUCGAGCAAUGCCACACAUAAAAACAUAUUGUAGAAUAUCACCAGAUUUAUCAAAAAUGGCAUGGUUUCAUUUAACCAGUGCUAAUUUAUCUAAAGCAGCAUGGGGUCACGUUCCACAGUCACCUAUCGACAAGAGAAUAGCUAUUAGAUCGUAUGAAGCUGGUGUACUCUUUUUACCAAAAUUUGUUGUAAAAGAAGAUGUUUUUCUAUUAGAUACCGGAAAUAUUGAAAUUAGCGAGGAAGAUACGAAACGUUAUUUUCCUUUUCCGUAUGAUUUGCCAUUAACGCCGUAUUCAAAAACAGAUACUCCUUUCUUUUUUAAUAUUUUUCGUGAAUAAAAUUUAUAAAGAGUUCUUUUAAAAGUUACUUGAUUUUUCUGCUUUAAAUUUAGAAACUAGAAGUUUCGGAGUAUAAAAAAAUAACUGUUAAACUAAGAAGCGUAAUGAAACUUUUACAGAU
Chrysoperla carnea is the source of this 2121-nucleotide messenger RNA. RefSeq names its product probable tyrosyl-DNA phosphodiesterase (gene gkt). Bases 129 to 2000 code for a protein of 623 amino acids. Lineage: Eukaryota; Metazoa; Arthropoda; Insecta; Neuroptera; Chrysopidae. Gene Ontology annotation, biological process: double-strand break repair; single strand break repair. Gene Ontology annotation, cellular component: nucleus. The record is from RefSeq and is a predicted model, not a curated record. Gene Ontology annotation, molecular function: single-stranded DNA binding; double-stranded DNA binding; 3'-tyrosyl-DNA phosphodiesterase activity. The transcript has 9 exons.